CGCGGGGUAGAGCAGUUUGGUAGCUCGCAAGGCUCAUAACCUUGAGGUCACGGGUUCAAAUCCUGUCUCCGCAA
Molecule: messenger RNA, 74 nt
Organism: Oldenlandia corymbosa var. corymbosa
Lineage: Eukaryota; Viridiplantae; Streptophyta; Magnoliopsida; Gentianales; Rubiaceae
Source: the annotation of a GenBank genome assembly